UCGCCUGCUGUAAUAUAGCACUCAGCUGACGUGUGCUGCUGGUUCAUAUUCUGCAUCAUCCUGACACAUCCGUGUUGAGCGUGUAAACACGGAGAGAAAAACACUUUUUUAUUUCCUGAAAAUUGAUGGCGUCAGUUAUGGGAUGUUUGAAGUCCCCCACCGCCGCUCACCUUCAGCUCCUGAUGAUGGUCAGCUUGACCUGCCUUGUGUGUACAUCAGCUGAUGCCGUUAGCUUCAAGGUCACUAUACCCGAGCCACGGGUCACUGAGGUCAAAACGUGUCGAUUGGACCAAGCUAUGGACAUAGACGUGUGUUUUGAGCAGCACGACAACGGGGAGAUAACAAUUGUUGACACCGACAAGAUGGCCGCUCUACCAGAGGGCACUCAGUGCAAGUUGAAACAGGAGGGAGGGAGUUUAACGGUGGUCUUGUGUGAGGGCAACGACUGGAGGCUCACAGUCCUUCAUGGGAAGUCGACUUUACCGAUGGAGAGACGUAGGAGAUUUAUUGGAGCAAUCAUUUUUUUUGUUGCUGUUGCUGCUUUAGCUCUGUGCGCCGCUUUCUGUUUUCGAAACAAGGCACCACGGCUGACGUGUGCGAGAAUCAAUGACGUCACCGCCAACAGACUUGAAACGACCGCUGUAGUGACGUGGGAGGUGCCGACAGCAGACGACCCGGAGGACGGCAGACUUGUACCCACACGGACGAAUGGGAACAGCCCAGGGUCAAGGUUCCCUGAGGGGUCUCACACAAUCACGUACAAGGCCACGGACCGUAAGGGGUCAGCCGUUACAUGUCAGAUGACAUUUCAUGUCAAAGUUCGCCGGUGUCCCAUGGUCAACACGAACCGACUGGACCACGGCACCACGACAUGCUGGCCUGAGGUCGACCCUAACAUCUACGGCAGCCAGUGUUCCUACACGUGUGGGCAGGGGUUUGAGUUGGUGGGAGCCACGUCAUCAGUUUGUGAGAGUAACGAGAGAUGGAGCAACCCUUGGCCCAGUUGUCAGUUGAUUACCUGCCCGCCCCCAACAACUACCAACGGCAACUUCGACUGCCCGUCCUUCGACUACCAGUCCACGUGUGUGCUGACGUGUGAUGACGGCUACCAGACACGGGGCGACACACAGGUCACGUGUCAGGCUGACAAAACCUGGUCCAGACACGAGCAAUGUCAAGAUGCUUCACCCCCACAAAUAACCUGUCAACCCCUGAUGGAGACUUUCGCUGGUCCAAAACGUAGCCCCACCCCCGUGACAUGGGUCAUCCCAUCUGUCAGUGACAACUCCGGUGUCAGUCUGACAGUGUCAAGUGACGUAGCGUCGGGCAGCAAGUUCCCCGCUGGACGUCACACGGUGACGUUUACAGCCACGGAUGACGCGAGGAACUCGGGAACAUGCAAGAUGGAGGUCAGCGUCCAAAUCAUCUUCUGCCCUGAGUACCUACAACCAAACGAUUCUGAUGUGUCCUGCUCUCAUGGAAACGAGUACGGGUCAGAAUGUGUAACAACGUGCCACCAAGGCUACGAGUUGGCCAACCCGGCAAGUGGCAGACAAGAAUGCCAGGAAAACCGUACCUGGAGCGGCGAUGUGCCAGUUUGUGUCCCACGCUCAUGCGCCCCUCCCCCUGACAUCCUUCAGGGUAAUUUUACCUGCCCACUAGGACAUACCUUCAAACAGAUGUGCCACCUACAGUGUAACCAUGGUUACCAAAUCACCGGACCGUCAAAUAUUACAUGUGGCGUCACGGUCCAGUGGUCACAGCAUGGACACUGUUUAGAUGUGAGCGCCCCCUACUUCCCUGCCGGCUGCACUGACCAGAUGAAAGUGGAGGCUGCAAGUCUAGGAGAGCCGACCUACGUCAUCUACCAGCUACCGGAAGUUGAGGACAACUCUGGGAUGAAGGUCACAGUUACAGGCGACCCUGUGUCAGGGUCCAGCUUCAGUCUGGGCACAACGGAAGUGACCGUCACGGCCACUGACCUUGAGGGAAACAGCGACAACUGCAGCUUCAGCGUUCUUGUCGAGUAUGUGUAUUGCAAGCCACCUUCCAUUGACCUGUCCGGUAAGAAUUUAAUCCAGUACACCUGCCCUGACCGUCACGUGAUGGGGGCCAGCUGUGGUCUAUCUUGUCAGGACGGGAACCCGGUCUUUGGUGCCAGCUCCAUCAGGUGCCAGAGAGACACGGACGGAAAUCUUACCUGGGCGUGGUCAGGUACUACCAGACCUUACUGUGACGCCAAAGCCUGCACGAAGCUGAAGAGCCCCAGGAACGGGGCUCUGAGCUGUCAAAGUCUGGCCACAGGUGAGGUGUGUUACCUGAGCUGCCACGCCAACACCACCUACCAUGCCGGUGCCCCUGAGUCUUACAGGUGUCUCGCCUCCACGGGGGAGUGGAAGCCCCAAAAAUUUGUCCCUGACUGUAAAGCUGGAAUAGCAUAUUCCGGUGCGAGGGUGGAGACGGAGUUCACGUACUUCACGAGUUCAUGUGACGUCACUAACGAGGAGAUUAAACAACUUUUUCUCUCACGGCUCAACAAGAGCGGGCUGAUGAGCGAGUGUGCCGAGUCUGGCUGUAAGCUGUCUGACAUCCGGGUCACGUGUGGUCACGGCACUGGCAGGAACAGGGGGAGGAGAGAUGCCACAUCUGUCAUGUACCAGAUUACCGUGACCAUCGACCUUGGACUACCUGGCGAAGAAACAGAGCCUUCAGAAACGUUAAACCACUACCAGAACUUGGUGAAUUCACUAGACGAGACACUGUACGAUCUAGAAGGUUCGGGCCAGUUCCAGAUCCCAGAGAUAGGAGAGUACCAGAGUUUUGCCUCCAGUGGCGUCACGUACGUCUGCCAACAGCCGGGUACAAAGUUCAUCUACUCCACAACGUUCUGUGCUGGGUGUGGUCCUGGCCACAUGUACGACAACACAACCAACAGCUGUAGAGUUUGUCCUAAAGACACAUACCAGGACCAGGACAUUUCCUUCAGCUGUACACCAUGUCCUAACAAUACAGUGACACAAGCUGAGAUGGCCACGUCAGAAGCUCUGUGUUUGGACCUCUGUAGACCUGGCCAGUUUUCCCACAAUGGAAUCCAGGCGUGUGACCCUUGCCCAGUUGGCUCGUACCAAUCCAAAUAUGGGAUGACGUCAUGUGACCUCUGUCCGUACAGCAUGUCCACCGUUGCUAUGGGAACGACCAGCGUUGAUGAGUGUUUGUUUUUCAACACCCGACUUAGCGAGACCACCUCCCAGGCAGCCAUACAAAUAUUUGACAAAAUUCCAACGACCUUCACCUUCAUGACCUGGGUCACCUCGGCCUCGACACUUAUGACGUCAUCAUUGACCUUCUCACUGGGGUCAGACCAGGACAACUCUACUGCAGCAUUUUUAGCCCUGGACAAAAUAAUUCUAGCCAUACAUGAACAGAGGGACAUUGGAGGGUUGAAAGUUAUCAGAAAAUGGAACCAUAUAGCCGUCUGCUACACGUCUGGCACCGUCUACCUGUAUGUCAACGGUUUUCUAACCGACGAGAGGUCAGGUUUGCACGUGACGGAUUUGUUCCAGAAGUCUCUCACUUUUGGCAGGUCAAACCAAGAUGGUGUUAACGCUGUGGUAGUGAGUGGCCUCCAGCUGACCACCAGCUUCUACACAGAGCUCCAGCUCCGAGAGUUGGCCACUUCCUGUCACAAGAAGGUCAAGACAAAUCUACUGGCCAGAAAACCUUGGGAGUUUCUUGCCCUUUCUCCCAGCACGUGCAAUGACGUGAACAUGUGUGAGGGCGAGCCGUGUGGCCAACACGGUACUUGUAUCUCUGGUCUGGACACGCUUCAGUGCGUGUGUCACACGCCGUGGUCCGGGGAUCGGUGCCAGGUGGCUCCAGACUUUUGUGCAGACAACGUGUGUGCUAACGGCGCCACCUGUGUCAACAUGCCAGAGGACAACAUGUACAGGUGUCAAUGUGCACCUGGAUAUUAUGGCGUCCUGUGCAAGCAAAGGCGUGAAACAAUAGACGGCCACUGGGGCAACUGGGGCGAGUGGUCAGAGUGUUCCGUCACGUGUGAGUCGGGAACAAGGUCAAGGACGAGGGAGUGUAACAACCCCGCUCCCCGAGGAGACGGAAAAGUCUGCCACGGUGAAGGUCACGAGGAAGAAGUUUGUAUCACCAACUGCUCCAAUUGUCAAUGGGGAACAUGGUCGCCAUGGAAACCGGAAGUAACUUGCGGAAGAGGUUUUGAAAUCCGCAUUCGAAACAAAAACAAAACCGAGGCUCAAAAUGGCGGGUCAAAGUGCAGGGGCCCUGCGCAUGUCUAUCGAUUGUUGAACUUACCCGGAUGUCCAGUGAACGGUCAGUUCGGCCACUGGUCACCGUGGUCUGAGUGCUCAGCAUCGUGUGGUGGGGGCGUGUCCUCUAGGUCACGUGCAUGUGACAACCCUCCUCCCAAAAAUGGCGGACAGCCGUGUACUCACUCACUGGCCAGGGAGAGCCGGACGUGCAAUGAGCAGACGUGUAGAGUGUGUCCAGUACCAGAGCCAAGAACUAACUGGAAGUCCUGGAACUGUACCAACCAAGACGGCGACAUGACCAGCUGCAACAUCGUGUGCAAGCCUGGCAUGGCUAUCGUGGAGGACGUCGACAACAUCUUCAUCUGUGGGUUCGCCACCAACUACACCUGGUCACAGCAGACGGUGGUCAACCCGGUGGGAAUUCUGCCAGACUGCACAGACAGGAAAAUCCCCCAGUCGAUCAAGCCACAGAUAACUGUGACCAUUGACGUCAACUGUAACGACAGCCCGUCCCCAGAACAGUUUGAGGAGGCGAUGAGUAAUCGAAUAGGUGACCUGGAGUGUAGGAGGGAAAACAAAUGUGGUUACGUCAUCAAGUCUGAGAGAAGGUGUGGCAGGAAGCGAUCAACAGGUGCUGUGGUCAUGACGGUUGACCUUGAGGUGCUGGGUUACGAUGAUGUCAAGGCCGACUACUUUAGUCAGCUUUCUGAAGAAGAAGCAGAACGCCAGAUGGAGCACCUGUACACGCUGGAGAAGAUGGUCAAGGAGAUCUCGGACAAGAACGAGACUUUGUUCUCGCCUGUCGUGGACGGGGUCGAGUUCAAAGGUCACGUGGAGACCUUUCAGGCGGUGGUGACGUGUCAAGAAGGAUCGGGGCUUUUACAUGGAUUCUGUGUCGACUGCCCAGCCGGAAGUUACUCCACCGGAAACGGCUCAUGUCUGCUGUGUGAGAAAGGUUUUUACCAGGACCAGGCCAAGAUGUCCGAGUGUUUGCCGUGUCCAAACGACACGACGACUUCCGGUGUUGGCGCCUACUCCAUGGAUGAGUGCACAUCCACACCUGUUUUGUACGAAGACAUCUUCCCACCGGUAUAUGACGGGGACGUGGGCACUGACGUCACACAGGUGACAGAUGUUGACAAUAGCACAGAACUGAAUGCAACAGCACCAGGCUGGAUAACAUCUGGAACAUCUGAGACACAAGUGACGACAUUAAAAGAUGGCACAUCAGACGACCAGACCCUGACUGUUGCUGUUUCCGUUUCUGUUGGAGUUGUUGUCCUUGUUGUCGUCAUUAUAAUCACUGUCGUCAUUUACCGAAAGAUGAAACAAAGACAGCAUCUAGUGGACAGCUUCCAGUGAUGGUUUUAACAGCAGCUGCUGACCAUGUAAACUGUCUGUCAGUCGUCUGACACGUGUGUCUGUCCUACCCCUGUCCACUCGGUCACCUGAUUUUUUUACAACAUAACCACACGACCAUCCGACCACAUGACCACCUGUCCACCUGACCACCUGACCACAUGACCACCUGUCCACCUGACCACCUGACCACAUAACCACCUGUACACCUGACCACCUGACCACCUGACCACAUGACCACAUAACCACCUGACCACCUGACCACCUGACCACAUCACCACCUGUCCACAUAACCACCUGACCACCUGACCACAUGACCACCUGACCACAUGACCACCUGACCACAUAACCACCUGACCACCUGACCACAUGACCACAUGACCACAUGACCACCUGACCACCUGACCACAUGACCACCUAACCACCUGACCACAUAACCACCUGACCACCUGACCACAUGACCACCUAACCACCUGACCACCUGACCACAUGACCACAUCAACACCUGACCACCUGACCACCUGACCACAUGACCACAUCAACACCUGACUACAUGACUACAUCAACACCUGACCACCUGACCACAUGACCACCUGACAACCUGACCACCUGACCACCUGACCACAUGACCACAUGAUCACCUGACCACCUGACCACCUGACCACCUGACUACCUGACCACCUGACCACAUGACCACCUGACCACCUGACCACCUGACCACCUGACUACCUGACCACCUGACCACCUGACCACCUGACCACCUGACUACCUGACUACCUGACCACCUGACCACAUGACCACCUGACCACCUGACCACCUGACUACCUGACCACCUGACCACAUGACCACCUGACCACAUGACCACCUGACCACCUGACCACAUGACCACCUGACCACACCACCACCUGACCACACCACCACCUGACCACAUGACCACAUGACCACAUGACCACAUGACCACAUGACCACAUGACCACCUGACCCUCUAUCCACAUGACCACCUGACCAAUACUUAGAGCCUAUUUUUUAAUACAAAAAUUGUAUAUUAGAAACUCAAUUUAAAAAGUUGGUCUAUUUUGAUCAAUUGUUCCAAACUUAUAUUUCCUUACUUGAACAUGAUUUUGUAUCAUCACUAAAUAUAUUAUCACAUUUUAUUAUUAUGAUGUAUAUAUUUCAUAUAGAAAUGUUUAUUAUUGUGAAAAAGUGAAUUGUUGUCGAAAUUAUAUUGUUGUAUUUUAUUAUGUUCACUAGGUUUGGUUGAAAUAUUGUGAAACUAAUUAUCAAAAUGUCGUGCACUAUGUACUGCUCUGAUUAUGCAAUUAACAAUUUUAUUUAUAGUUGAGUUUUUUUCUUUACAUUGAUUGUGAAAGAGAUCUAGAACUGUUUUUUUCCCACACCAAGACGCUGCCCAGUGUUGUUUGGCGCCACAGGGUCAUUUGUGUUAGCUUCAAAUAAUAAAUAACCUUUUCGAACGUGACGGUUCAUGAGAGAGGUGAAGGGAUUGUAUGGUCAGCACCACACCCAGCCGCCUUUGCUUUCCCUGUGUGAGUCAGGUAUCCAUCAAGUCACAGGAUUCGAACUCGAGUCCUUUGGGUUAGCAAUUGUAUGCUCCACCAUCCUACCACAACCCCCCCCCCGCCGUUAGCUAUAAUGAAAACGUCGUAUAUUGAGAGUACGGUGAGUUGUGUACUUAACAUCAGUCGUAUUGUCAUCCAAAGUGGCCCCCACCCCAACAUAACAAUGGAUAAAACUUUUUAAAACUUAAAUGCUAACUAGUUUGUCUGAAAUAUAUGUGACUAUUAUUGUCAAACAUUUCUAAUGCAAAUAAUAAUUCUAAAACCACAGUUAUUGCGAUUUUCAAAAUCGAAAUUUCAAUUUAAAAAAGUAGGUUAUCGUUGAUUAAAGUCACCUGUCAUAAUUGUGUUAUACUUGUGUUAUACUUGUGUUAUACUUGUGUUAUACUUGUCAUAUACUUGUCUUAUACUUGUCUUAUACUUGUCUUAUACUUGUCUUAUACUUGUCUUAUAAUUGUGUUAUAAUUGUGCUACAAUUGUGUUAUAAUUGUGUUAUACUUGUGUUAUACCUCAAACAAAAUACCACAACAUCUUUCACACAAUUAAGUGGUAUGUUCGUAACAUUAGAUAACGAUUUGAUUUAGGACUAUACCACAAUUUUCGAAUAACAAUACCAGUAAUAAAGAUUUCUAA
Physella acuta is the source of this 7849-nucleotide messenger RNA. RefSeq lists its product as uncharacterized. Gene Ontology annotation, molecular function: calcium ion binding. The record is from RefSeq and is a predicted model, not a curated record. NCBI's taxonomy places the organism in Eukaryota, Metazoa, Mollusca, Gastropoda, Physidae.